Molecule: messenger RNA, 999 nt
Organism: Emiliania huxleyi CCMP1516
Lineage: Eukaryota; Haptophyta; Isochrysidales; Noelaerhabdaceae
Exons: 1
Coding region: 1-999 (332 amino acids)
Biological process (GO): rRNA processing
Cellular component (GO): ribosome
Molecular function (GO): ribosome binding
Source: RefSeq, a predicted model, not a curated record
AUGCUCAUUGCCCUCUCCCUCCUCAGCGCUCUCUCUCCCGACCCGCCGCCCGCCAAGCCGGCCCGGGCAAAGCGCAACAAGUACGCGCACUUCAGCAAGGCGGAGCGGGUCGCCGAGACUCUGCGCUUUAGCAGGGUUGCGCCGCCAGAGCAGAGGAGCGGCGGCGCCGAGGCGGCGGCGGCGGCGGCAGCGGCGGCGGAGCUGCCCCGGGAGCGCGGCGUCUGGCUCUACCCCGACGCGGCGCAGGUCGACCAACGCGACCCGUCCACGUUUGGCUUCAGCGAGGUUGGCCGCAUCGUCGGGGCGCACGGCACGCAAGGCGUGGUCCGGGUGCUCUCCGACUCCGACUUUGCGGAGGAGCGGCUGUGCCGCCCGGGCGUGGGCUGGCUGCGCCGGCCGCGCCGCCGGGCGCCGCGGCAGGUGCGCCUCCUCUCUGGCCGGCGCGGCCCCGGCGCGGGCGCGUUUCUGCUGCGGAUCGCAGGCGUCGAGGCGCGGGAGGAGGCGGCGGCGCUCAAGGGGUCGACGCUGUACGUGCGGCGCGAGCAGGAGCCGGAGGGGCUCGAGGAGGGAGAGCUGCUCUCGUGGCAGCUCGAGGGGCUCCGCGUCGUCUGCCUAGACCGCGACGCGCCGCCCGACGCGGCGUCGCUGGCCGAGCUAGCGGGCGAGCCAGUCGGGCUCGUGUCUGGCGUGGUGCCGGCGCUCGAGCUGAGCUCCGCGGGCGUGGGCCACGACCUCCUCGAGGUGACGCUCUUCCCGCCGUCGCCCGACGGCGGCGACGCCCCCCCGGAGCGGCUCGACCAGCUCCCCGACGACGCGGACACGGUCCUCGUGCCGUACGUCGAGGAGAUCGUGCCGGCCGUCGACACCGACGCCGGGCUCGUGCUCAUCGACCCGCCCGCCGGGCUGCUCGAGCUGGUGCAGCCCAAGCGGCGGAGACGAGUCACGAUUCGAGGACUCCUCCCUGCAGCGGGAGAGACACAUGCGCCGCCGGAGAGCUGA